AUGGCCGAUCAGGGCUCUCCAAACGGUUCCACAGGAGCGCCUGGAUCACCAAACCCUUACGAUGUAGAUUCGCCCGGUUACGAGCCCACAUCAUCGCCCCGGCGAUCAGCUGAUGGUUCACCUGGAAAUGGCAGUGCUGUUGGAACGCCUUCACACGUUUCCGCGCCAUCUUCACCGCUUUCAGCUCAUGCCGAUGAGUGA
Messenger RNA from Strongylus vulgaris, 201 nucleotides. NCBI's taxonomy places the organism in Eukaryota, Metazoa, Nematoda, Chromadorea, Rhabditida, Strongylidae. The record is from the annotation of a GenBank genome assembly.